UCAGUUCCCACCAAAGCUGAUGUGCUUCCUGCGCCUUGUCCGUUAUUUCACAAGCUAUUUCUUGCUUGUUCUCAAGUUGCACGAGAGAGGUCAUUAUCGUUUGCCAGAAGCCACAUAGCUGGCUGCAGUCCCUCCUGGCCCGCACCAUGGCCAAGACCCUUGGUGAUCAUCUGCUAAACACCCUGGAGGAGCUGCUGCCCUAUGACUUUGAGAAGUUCAAGUUUAAGCUACAGAACACCAGCCUGGAGAAGGGCCACUCUAAGAUCCCCCGGGGCCAUAUGCAGAUGGCCAGGCCAGUAAAGCUGGCCAGCCUUCUGAUAACCUACUACGGGGAGGAGUAUGCUGUAAGGCUGACCCUGCAGAUCCUGCGGGCCACCAACCAGCGCCAACUAGCAGAGGAGCUUCGCAAAGCCACAGGCACAGAACAUUUAAUUGAAGAAAAUAGAGUUGGUGGUUCUGUCCAGUCUUCUGUAGAGAAUAAAGCCAAGAGUGUGAAGGUACCAGAUGUCCCUGAAGGUGAUGGGACACAGCAAAACAAUGAUGAAUCAGACACCCUUCCAUCCAGCCAGGCUGAAGUGGGGAAGGGACCCCAGAAGAAGUCACUGACCAAAAGGAAGGAUCAGAGGGGCCCCGAGAGCCUGGACUCACAGACCAAGCCAUGGACAAGGAGCACAGCGCCUCUCUAUAGGAGAACCCAGGGCACCCAGUCCCCAGGGGAUAAGGAGAGCACAGCAAGUGCCCAGCUCCGCAGGAAUGUCAGCUCUGCAGGGAGGCUUCAAGGACUUUACAACAAUGCCCCAGGGAGGAGAGAAAGCAAGAAAGCCGAAGUGUAUGUAUAUUUGCCUUCAGGAAAGAAGCGACCCAGGAGUCUUGAAAUUACCACUUAUUCAAGAGAAGGAGAACCCCCAAAUUCAGAAGUUCUUCCAACUCAAGAGGAAACAAGAAAUGGGAGUCUCAUUCGCAUGAGAACAGCUACUCUGAAUGGAAGGACUACGGGGGCUUUAGAAAAGGGCACAGGGAUUCCAGAGCAUUCCAUGGUGCUGGAUGAAAAAACAUUCAGAAACAUGUCUUCCAAAACAUCGUUGAUUGGGGAGGAGAGAUGCCCUACAUCAUGGACGGAAAAUGGAAAUGGGAGUCCAGAAACCACAGAGUCCUCGGGAGAGACGGCUGGCAGCAUACUCUCUGAUCCAGAAGUGCCUUUGUCACUAUGUGAAAAACCAGCUAAAACUCCAGAAGACCCAGCAUCCUUAGGACAGGCCGCUUGUGAAGGUACCCUCCUUCAGGUCUCAAGAAAAUGUGAUGCAGGCCCAGAAAAAUGCACAUUUACACAUCUUGCACUACAGGUUGCAUCAAAUUUCGGAAGGUCACAGGACAAGGCUGUGUGCCCUCUUUGCCACACCCAGGAAGGAGACCUGCGUGGUGAUACCUGUGUGCAAAGUUCCUGUAGCUGCUCCAUUGCUCCUGGGGAUCCCAAGGCCUCCGGCAGAUGCUCCAUAUGCUUUCAGUGCCAAGGCUUACUUGCCAGAAAGAGCUGCGAAGCCCAGAGCCCCCAGUCCCUACCACAGUGCCCUCGUCACAUGAAGCAGGUGCUGCUGCUUUUCUGUGAGGACCACAGGGAGCCCAUCUGCCUCAUCUGCAGGCUGAGCCUGGAGCAUCAAGGACAUCGAGUGCGCCCCAUAGAGGAGGCUGCACUAGAGUACAAGGAGCAGAUCCGGGAGCAGCUGGAGCGCCUGCGGGAGAUGAGGGGAUAUGUGGAGGAGCACAGGCUACAGGGAGACAAGAAAACAGACGAUUUCCUGAAACAAACAGAAAUCCAGAAGCAGAAGAUUUCAUGUCCACUUGAGAAGCUAUACCAACUCCUGGAGAAGCAAGAACAACUCUUUGUGACCUGGCUACAGGAGCUAAGCCAGACCAUCAGCAAGGUCAGAGAGACAUACUACACCCGGGUUUCCCUACUGGAUGAGAUGAUUGAAGAACUAGAGGCCAAGCAAGACCAGCCAGAGUGGGACCUCAUGCAGGACAUUGGAAUCACCUUGCACAGGGCUAAGAUGAUGUCUGCCUCUGAGCUGUUGGACACUCCUCCAGGUGUUAAAGAAAAGCUUCAUCUGCUCUACCAGAAGUCAAAGUCUGUGGAGAAGAAUAUGCAGUGUUUCUCAGAAAUGCUGAGCUCUGAAAUGGCAUUCAGCGCUUCAGAUGUAGCAAAAUGGGAAGGGCGCCAGCCUAGCGCCACACAGGUCCAGGGCUUGGUUCCCACCGUUCACCUAAAGUGUGAUGGUGCACACACACAGGACUGUGAUGUAGUAUUUUACCCAGAACGGGAAGCUGGAGGAUCAGAACCUAAAGAUUACCUUCAUCCUCAGCCAGCUCAAGACACACCUGAGCUACAUGAGAUCCAUUCUCGGAACAACAAAAGAAAAUUUAAAUCUUUCCUGAAAUGGAAACCUUCAUUCUUACCGUGAUUUGGACCAAGCAGCUGCUCACCCCAACCUCAUCUUCUCGAUGAUAUGAAUAGUGUGAGAUUUGGAAACAAGGUGUACCUGCUGCCUGACAGUCUCCAGAGGUUCUAGAGUUCAAUCACUACCCUGGGGACUCCUAGCUUUGACUCCAGCUACCAUCACUGGGAUGUGGAAUAUGAAGAUAAGACAGUUCAGGUCCUGGGAACAUGCAAAGCACUGGUGAGCAGGAAGGAGACUAUAACUCCUCGGAGAAUGGCUCCUGGGUGGUAAUAAUAGCAACAUAACAGGAAGACACUUUUCUCCAGCCUGUGAAUGAGGAUGCCACAAAGGAAGUGGGCAGCUUCCUAAACUACACAGCUAGGAGCAACAUGGCAUAUACAUGGUCACUGGCUUCUCCCCUCCAGUUCCCAUCAACCUGCCUUUAACCCUGGGCCAUAUGAUGAAGAACAUAGCUCUUCUGACCAUCAGUCCUGUCAGUGACCAGAUACUUCACUGAGUGCCCAACACUGUGCCAACAUUCUGGCUUCUGGUCUUGUGCCUCAUGUUCAUGCACUCAGAAGUCAUCAACAAGGUGUCAUCUGGCAUAAGGGAUGUAAUGGAUAGGAAAACAAUAUUAGGCUGGGUGUGGAGGUGCACACCUAAGAACCUGGGAGGCUGAGACAGGAUGAUGCCUGUGAGUUUGGGUCUAGCCUGAUGGAUUUCAGGUUACUCUUGACUGUGGUCCAGGCUCCAUACAAAAUGAAAGAAAAUAAUACUGGUACUUGUAUUAUUUAGUACUACUAUUGUUGUAAUAAAAUACCCUGAUAAAAGCACUUGGGGGAGAAAGCACUUAUUCGGAUUCAUAGUUCAAGGGUUUAGUGCAUCCUGGCAGAGCAGCCACAAUGGCAGGCAGGACUUGAGGCAGAUGGUCACAGUGCAUCCUCCAUCUUAUAGGGUGGAUCUUCCCACCUCAGUUAACCCACUCAAGAUAUACUCUCACACACAUGCACAGAGGCUUGUCCCAUGCACGAUUCUAAAUCCUGACAAGUUGACAAUAUUAACCAAUACAGUAUA
Molecule: messenger RNA, 3509 nt
Organism: Mus musculus (house mouse)
Lineage: Eukaryota; Metazoa; Chordata; Mammalia; Rodentia; Muridae
Gene: Mefv
Product: Mediterranean fever
Exons: 9
Coding region: 147-2459 (770 amino acids)
Biological process (GO): regulation of inflammatory response; positive regulation of interleukin-1 beta production
Cellular component (GO): autophagosome; nucleus; lamellipodium
Molecular function (GO): zinc ion binding
Source: RefSeq, a predicted model, not a curated record